Molecule: messenger RNA, 1522 nt
Organism: Cylas formicarius (sweet potato weevil)
Lineage: Eukaryota; Metazoa; Arthropoda; Insecta; Coleoptera; Brentidae
Product: mitochondrial folate transporter/carrier-like
Exons: 1
Coding region: 214-1173 (319 amino acids)
Biological process (GO): NAD transmembrane transport
Molecular function (GO): NAD transmembrane transporter activity
Source: RefSeq, a predicted model, not a curated record
UUUUUUUUUUUACUAUUUAUGGCCAACAGAAGAUGUUCCCACAUCAUUCAUUACUUUCGUUCAAACAGUAUGACAUAAAGAAGAAUAGUUCCAACCCAACCUUAACAUUUAUUUUCAAAUUAAAUCAUGGAUAUUAAUUUCAACACCAACCGUAAUGCUAUCAGUAGAACUUCGAUAAGAAACGCACGCCUUACAUUCUCUUAAAGGUUAAUAAUGAGUGCUGUAACAGGCAAGAAACCGGCGGCAUCUGACCAACUCAGGCUUCUCGAUCACAUUCAAUUAGAACAUUUAGUAGCCGGAACUAUUGCCGGCAUUACAUCAACCCUUGCACUGCACCCGUUGGAUGUGUUGAAGAUUAGGUUCGCAGUGCACGAUGGCAGGAGCAACGCGACACCAAAAUAUAACAGUAUCCUAAGUGGAUUUGGUACAAUUUACAGAAACGAAGGUUUUCGCGGACUCUAUCGAGGAGUUACGCCGAAUAUUUGGGGUGCUGGAAGUUCCUGGGGACUUUAUUUCCUGUUUUACAAUGCUACCAAGAAUUAUAUGCAAAAAGGAAAUCCCAGUACUGUGUUGGGGCCCGCCAGUCAUUUGCUAGCGGCAGCACAAUCGGGCUUCGCAACAUUGCUGUUGACAAACCCUCUUUGGGUUGUGAAAACCAGAUUGUGCUUGGAGUAUUGCACAGAAACUAGACGUGUAACGCAAUAUAAUGGAAUGAUGGAUUGUCUAACCAAAAUAUAUGCCAUUGAGGGUAUCAAAGGGUAUUAUAAGGGACUAGUUCCAGGUAUUUUUGGAAUAUCUCAUGGUGCGGUACAAUUUAUGGUAUAUGAGGAAAUGAAGAAAGUAUAUUAUCACUAUUACAACCUACCGGCAGCCUCAAAGUUGGGCACUAUAGAAUACCUAACAUUCUCUGCUACUUCCAAACUAGUAGCUGCCUUUGCAACAUAUCCAUAUCAAGUAGUCAGAGCCCGUUUACAGAAUCAACAUCACCAUUACGAUGGAACAUUAGACUGCAUUAGACAAACCUGGCAAUAUGAAGGAUGGCGGGGGUUUUACAAAGGGCUAAGCACCAAUUUGCUUAGGGUCACUCCAGCCACUAUGAUCACAUUCUGGACUUACGAAAAUAUUUCUCAUCUUUUGCUGAAGCGUGAUAAAACUGUGGUUCUAUCAACUUGAUAAAAAUUGUAAAUUGGAAAUUAUGUAAAGCUUUAAUUAGUGAAAAUCGUUAUUGUGUUAUAUGUACUGAUUCGUUAAUAAACCUGUGUUAACGUUGCAACAAUUCAAAAAACUUCAGACUGGCAACGCAAUUACGUCAUAGAGGGACGACGUAUUCAAUGGUAGAGAAACAAACCAAACAUUUCUUUCUGGUGAAUACUGCCUUGCUUUAUGUACUAUGUCCUAAAAAUUAUAUAUGAUAGGCUUUAACUCCGCAGAUAUGAGGGGAAAUAUAAUCCUAAACCCCUAGACCACCACAAAUACUUUCCAUCCACAAUAUUUGAUUGUGCAACUUGAUGACGAUAAGCUA